GCCGCCUGCCACUGACGGUGAUCGGAAACCCAGGCGGCAGGCAAGAGCCAGGGGCCGGCCCUCUACCUGGUCCGCAUUCCAACCAUGACCCUGGAGGAGUUUGCAAACGGCGCUGCCCAGUCGGACAUCCUGAUGCUGGAGGAGACCCACAACAUCUUCCUGUGGUACACGGUGGCCAACAAGACCCCACUGACCAAGAGGCGAGGCCUGGCCCCGCAGAGGUGCCACCGCUUCGAGUCCUCAGCCUACCGCAGCAACCAGUGGCGCAACUGGGGGCGCUGCAACAGCAUCCAGUUUUUGGUGGACAGGAGGGUGUUUGUGGCGGGGCUGGGCCUGUACGGGUCCAGCUCCGGGAAAGCCGAGUACAGUGUGAAGAUCGAGCUCAAGCGCCUGGGGGUGGUCCUCGCCCAGAACCUGACCAGGUUCAUGUCCAACGGCUCCAGCAGCACCUUCCCGGACAGGUUCGAGCACCCAGUGCAGGUGGAGCAGGACACCUUCUACACGGCCAGUGCCAUGCUGGAUGGCAGCGAGCUCAGCUACUUCGGGCAGGAGGGCCCGACGGAGGUGCAGUGCAAGAAGGUGACCUUCCAGUUCCAAUGCUCCUCCGACAGCACCAACGGCACCGGGGUGCAGGGCGGGCAGAUCCCUGAGCUCAUCUUCUACGCCUGAGGCCGUGGGCGUGCAGGCGCUGGGGGGACAGAGGGCCACACUCUUUCUCCUCAGCAGGACAGGCUUCAGGACUCCUAACCUUUUGUGUGCAGCUGGCUGUAUCCAGAGGUAUAAAUGAGACAUUUCUACAUGGCCAGAGCCUGGUUCUGAAUACAGGGGGCUGGGCCUCAUCACAUCUCCGGCAC
Molecule: messenger RNA, 854 nt
Organism: Myotis myotis
Lineage: Eukaryota; Metazoa; Chordata; Mammalia; Chiroptera; Vespertilionidae
Product: BTB/POZ domain-containing protein 6-like
Exons: 1
Coding region: 85-669 (194 amino acids)
Biological process (GO): neurogenesis
Cellular component (GO): cytosol
Source: RefSeq, a predicted model, not a curated record